CUGGUCUACGCUUCGUAAGCCAACUGCCACUUCGUUUCUUUUCCGGAAAAAACGCGCAUCUCCAUCGAAGACGAAGUCGAAGAAGAAGAAGAAGACGAGACCUUGCUCUUUGAUGAAGAAACCAACGUAAAGCUCCUCUCUUUCUACCUCGAUGGACAACUAUGGCAAUCCUUAUCCCUAUCCCUAUCCCUUCACCGGAGCUCCACCGCAGCCGCCCAUGAAUCCCGAUCCCCAUCAACCUCCUCCUCACUAUCUCCACCCCUCCAACUCCUUCCCUGCGAAUCCACCACCGUCGGUCUCUCUUUCUGGCCAUCUCUACUAUCCUCCGCCGCAACAUAGCCCCUACGACUACUACAACCCUUACCCGUCUUCCGCUUACGUUCCGGCUCCGGCUCCGGCUCCUUCUCCCUACUAUCCAUCUCCGUCGGCUCCUCCUGAUGCUCCGGCUCCGGAACACUCUUUGUCUUCCUCGUCGCUCUAUCCCAUCGAUAGCGUCCUUGCAGAUAUGCGGAUCUCUGAAUCUACAACCCCGUCGUCCCCCUCCACCUCCCAACAUCACGGUCCGGUCUACCCCGCCUUGCCCUCUGGCUCCUCUCCGUCUGAAUCCCAGCAUAUGCAGAUCGUCCCCUUCAACAAACAACACUCGAUUUCAUCCCUUAAGGUUCUUCUCCUCCAUGGUAGUCUUGAUAUCUGGAUCUUCGACGCCUUCAAUCUUCCCAAUAUGGAUAUGUUCUCCAAGACCAUCGGUGAUAUGCUGGGCAAGCGUCUUACCAGCACCCUCAGUGGUAAGCUGGAGCACAUGUCGUCGAUGACCAGCGACCCUUAUGUUUCAAUUGUCGCCUCAAAUGCCGUCCUUGGCCGGACUUACGUGAUAAGCAACAGCGAGAAUCCUGUGUGGACGCAGCAUUUCUGUGUCCCUGUUGCGCAUCACGCCGCUGAAAUCGAGUUCGUCGUUAAGGAUAACGAUGUUGUCGGCUCGCAGAUCAUCGGCACGGUUGCGAUCCCCGUGGAAUGGAUUUACUCCGGGGAAAAGGUGGAAGGGACAUAUCCAGUCCUUGGCUCUAAUGGAAAGCCCUGUAAGCCUAAUGCCGUGUUGAGGCUUUCCAUCCAGUAUAUUCCGAUUCACAAGCUGAGCAUGUACCAUCAAGGCGUCGGCCCUGGCCCGGAGUACGGUGGUGUGCCGGGCACCUAUUUCCCUCUCAGGAAAGGCGGCAAGGUCACGCUCUAUCAAGAUGCUCAUGUUCCUGAUGGUUCCCUUCCUGACCUCAGGCUGGGGCAUGGCGAGCAUUACCAGCAUGGCAAGUGUUGGCGUGACAUCUGUGAUGCCAUAAGCCAAGCUCGUCGCCUUGUUUAUAUUGUAGGAUGGUCUGUUUUCCACACUGUUUGUUUGGUACGAGAUGCUGGGCGGCCGGAUUACACUUUGGGCGAUCUUUUGAAGUCCAAAUCACAGGAAGGUGUGCGAGUGUUGAUUCUUGUGUGGGAUGAUCCAACUUCAAGGAGCAUUUUGGGCUUUAAGAUGGAUGGUGUAAUGCAAACCCGUGAUGAGGAAACUCGUCGAUUCUUUAAACAUUCAUCAGUCCAAGUGUUGCUUUGCCCCCGCUCUGCAGGAAAACGUCAUAGUUGGGUUAAACAACAGGAAACUGCAACUAUUUAUACUCAUCAUCAAAAGACAGUAAUUGUGGAUGCUGAUGCUGGGUAUAAUAAAAGGAAAAUUGUAGCUUUUGUUGGAGGGCUCGACUUAUGUGGUGGGCGAUACGAUACACCACAACAUUUUUUAUUUAGCACACUGCAGACAUUGCAUAAAAAUGACUACCAUAAUCCUACAUUCACGGGACCUGAUACCGGUGGUCCAAGAGAACCGUGGCAUGAUUUGCAUUCUAAAAUUGAUGGCCCAGCAGCUUAUGAUGUUUUGACAAACUUUGAGGAGCGUUGGUUAAAGGCUUCCAAACGUCAUGGCAUAAGAAAGUUGAAGAGGUCUUUUGAUGAUGCUCUACUCAAGAUUGAAAGAAUUCAGGACAUCAUUGGAAUAAAUGAUGCUCAAUAUCUGAAUGAUAAUCAUCCUGAGAGUUGGCAUGUGCAGGUUUUCAGGUCAAUUGAUUCAAAUUCUGUCAAAGGAUUUCCUAAGGAUCCAAAAGUUGCUACUAGCAAGAAUCUUGUCUGCGGUAAAAAUGUCUUAAUUGACAUGAGUAUACAUACAGCAUAUGUAAAGGCUAUCCGGUCUGCCCAACACUUCAUUUAUAUUGAGAACCAGUACUUUCUGGGGUCAUCAUAUAACUGGGACACAAACAAGGACUUGGGGGCUAACAAUUUAGUUCCCAUUGAAAUUGCGCUGAAAAUUGCAAACAAGAUCAAAGCAAAUGAGAGAUUUUCUGCAUACAUAGUUAUUCCUAUGUGGCCAGAGGGCAUUCCAACAAGUACUCCCACUCAAAGAAUUCUAUUUUGGCAGAAUAAAACAAUGCAAAUGAUGUAUGAGAUAAUUUAUAAGGCCUUGAAGGAAGUUGGCCUUGAAGAUCAAUAUGAACCACAGGACUACUUGAACUUUUUUUGUCUUGGAAAUCGAGAGGCACCGGACCUCAGCAAUCCAUCAAGUGGAGGCCCUGCUGCAGUGAACGCACCUAAUGCACUUGCUCGGAAGAACCGGCGCUUCAUGAUUUAUGUGCAUUCUAAAGGAAUGAUAGUGGAUGACGAGUAUGUGAUAGUGGGAUCAGCAAACAUCAACCAGAGGUCAUUAGAAGGUACCAGAGACAGUGAGAUUGCCAUUGGAGCAUAUCAGCCUGAGCAUACAUGGGCAAGAAAACUCUCUGGUCCAUUAGGACAGAUCUAUGGCUAUAGAAUGUCACUGUGGGCUGAACAUAUUGGUUUCCUUGAGGAAUGCUUUACUCAACCUGAGACCCUUGAAUGCAUGAGACGCGUCCGAGCUUUGGGGGAACAGAACUGGAAACAAUUUACUGCUGCUGAAGUCACAGAAAUGAGGGGACACCUGCUGAAGUAUCCAGUGGAUGUCGACAGGAAGGGAAAAGUAAAGCCUCUGCCCGGAUGUGAGACAUUCCCGGAUGUCGGUGGCAACAUAUGCGGAACAUUUUUGGCCAUACAAGAGAACCUCACAAUAUGAUUGAUACUUACUGAUACCAUCCUGUCUAGAAUGUCUCUUUAAUACGUUGCAGGCUGCCACACUGAUUGCCAGGCAAGUCACUCCUGUAGUUUUAUAUGUUACUCUAAUUCAGGCAAUUUGUAUAUUUUAGUGGUGUUUCUUACAUUGCUCAUGUCAUAUAGCACACACUGUUCAUUUUCACAUGAUAUAAGGAGGGUACACUGGGAUUUUGUAAAUGAUAGUGAGUGUAAAUUCUACAUUUUUUUAGAGUAAGUGAUAAAAUAAGAAAGUCCCAUUUACUUGCAGUA
Molecule: messenger RNA, 3399 nt
Organism: Dioscorea cayenensis subsp. rotundata (Guinea yam)
Lineage: Eukaryota; Viridiplantae; Streptophyta; Magnoliopsida; Dioscoreales; Dioscoreaceae
Product: phospholipase D gamma 1-like
Exons: 10
Coding region: 152-3112 (986 amino acids)
Biological process (GO): phospholipid catabolic process
Cellular component (GO): plasma membrane
Molecular function (GO): D-type glycerophospholipase activity
Source: RefSeq, a predicted model, not a curated record